This is a messenger RNA of Dermacentor silvarum, 1884 nucleotides long. RefSeq lists its product as uncharacterized. NCBI's taxonomy places the organism in Eukaryota, Metazoa, Arthropoda, Arachnida, Ixodida, Ixodidae. Bases 73 to 1884 code for a protein of 603 amino acids. The transcript is spliced from 7 exons. The record is from RefSeq and is a predicted model, not a curated record. Gene Ontology annotation, molecular function: serine-type endopeptidase inhibitor activity.
UCGAGGACAGAGCGGCAGCCUUCUUCUCUCGUCCUCUCACUGUUUGUCUCCGCAGACGGCGCGUUUUUCGCAAUGAAGCGGCGUUCCCAGACCUGUGGCGUUGAGAAGAGCGAGUCCCGCGCUGCGUCCCCGGCCCGAGGACGAGCAUCACGGUCUGAUCCGGCCAAGGGCGAGCGCCGCUCAUCGCCCGUGAUGGCCCGUGGCCCACCCGCGGUCCCAGUCAACCAGCAGCGGACGGGAGGCGCCGACGACAGCGAGGCAUCUCCGUCUACCGCCGAGUCUACGAGUCGCACCGCAACGAGCAUCGAGAGCGAGCCGGGCACCGAAUCCACCACAGGAAGCACGUCCCUCGGUUCCAGCGCGUAUGGAAGCUCAGCGACGUCACUCGGAGCCACCCGCCGCACGGUUCGCAGGGCGAAAGCGCCGAGAGGAGGCCCCUCCCGUCGCCGCCGCGGCCGCCAGGGGUUCAAGUCGUGGUGGCGGGCGCACCACGACAAUGUGCUGGUGGCUGCGCUCGGACUGUUCAUCGUCGCCUGCAUCGCGGCCACCGUGGUGGACCGCUGGCUUUCCUAUCAAGCCAGCGUGACGACCACACCCGUGGCUUCCUCGGAGCGGAAGGCAGUGAGAGCUUUGGAUGCGCCGGCCACCCCAUUUGGCACUGCUGCCAAGGCAAGAACGACGACACUGACUGUUGCCGUCGCCCCAACGAAACCAUCGACCAAGGGCUGGAGUCGCUACCACUCGUUCCCGUCGACACCGGUGUCGUCGUCGUUCGAGGCGGAAGCAAGCAGUGAACCGGCAGACAUUACCAGCGAGCCUUACACCGAGGCGACUGCCUCGACGACGGUGAGGACGCGUUCGACGAGGGCAGCCCCCGUGCAGAGACGGCGACGCCGGCAGCGGCCCACCCGGGCCUCCUCGACCACAGAGCGGCGAGCCCUCGAGUCCUGGCGCCGUAGCCGUGGCGCCGCGAUCAAGGGUAGCGGCGAGCUGCUGCGCCGAAAGGUGCACUCGGCACACCGGCAGCCCACUGGCACGCCCCGUCGCCAGUUCAGCACUGCGUCACGUCCGCCAUUGCAGAAGAGUGGCCGUUGUGGCGCAGUCCGCUACACCUACUGCCCGCGGCUGCGGCGCGAGGCCUUCUACGACCGGGAGACGGGCGACUGCGUCGCGGUCACCACUGCCGCCGCGCAGGACGCGCAACAGGAAGUGGCUGCUUGGGCGGCAGCUCAGCGCGGAGUCCGGGGCCGCGGCGUCGACGCGACGCCGCUCUGCAACAGCAGCCCCAACCGCUUCGCGUCGAUGGACAGCUGCCGCCACAACUGCCUGCGAAGCGAGCUGCCCGCCGAGAGGUGCUUCGACAAGGCCAUCUUCGUCGAGUGCCGCGGGGAACAUGUACGGUCCACGCGGUGGUUCUUCGACGGCCGCCGCUGUCGCACGUGGCACUUCCCGGCCGGCCGGUGUCCCGACGCCAGCGCCUUCCGCACUCGGAGCCAGUGCUCCCGCAUAUGCCCAUCUUCUCCGGGGGCGCCAGAGGGGAAGCACAAGCCGGACCAUCGCUGUGGCCCGCCCCGGUCGCAGCCGUGUAGCGAGCGCCACCUGCGCUUCCCCUUCUUCGCCGACGUGUCCUCGGGCGAUGGCCGCGUGCGCUGCCUGCAGGCGUCGCAGGCGACGCUGGUCGGUCGCCGCUGCCUGGUCGCGCCGAACCGCUUCUCGGGUGUGGCCGAGUGCCGCGCGGCGUGCGUCCGGCACGCUGGCCGAGCUCAGCCGAGCCGCCCGAGGAGUCGUCGCGAGGAAGAGAACAAGGCCAUGCAAGAGGAGCCACGAGGCCGUCGCCGCGCGCAUGCGCGAUUUUUUAACGUUUCGAAAAUAUCGAUGCAUUAA